GGUAGAAGCGCAAGGAGCUGCGGGAAAGGAGCAAGGGAUCAUUUAGUCCAGCUCAAACAGAACCAGAACCAGAAACCUCGGAACUUUAACAGGAUGAUGCUGCAGCAUUCGGGUCUCUCUCUGGCCGACAUCAGCUGCUCCGCCCUCGUCCCCUGCCUCUCGCCGCCCGGCUCGCUCACCCUGGACGACUUCACCGGCUUCUCGCCCAUCGUGAAGGACGAGCUGCGGACGGCCAUCCAGGCCAAGCGGCGGUCCAACGGGCUGAGCGCCGACAUCGGCUCGGACGGCUCCAGCUCCGGGUCGGACCGGGCCUCAGAGCCGCCGUCGGGCCGCGCCGGCCUCAAGAGAGAGCUGACGACCGAGGAGCACGAGAGGAGGAAGAGAAGGAGAGAGAGGAACAAGAUCGCUGCUGCGAAAUGUCGCAACAAGAAGAAGGAGAAAACCGAGUCUCUGCAGAAGGAGUCAGAGAAGCUGGAGAGCGUCAACGCGGAGCUGAAGCAGCAGAUCGAGGAGCUGAAGCAGCAGAAGCAGCAGCUGGUCUACAUGCUCAACCUGCACCGGCCCACCUGCAUCGUCCGCGCUCAGAACGGCCAGACGCCCGACGACGAGCGCGACCUCUUCACCCAGCACAUCAAGGACGGCGCCUUCCAGCUCCACAGCCUCACCGCGUCUCCCUCCGCCGCGGCGCCGCUGGACGGCGGCGCGCUGACGCUGGACGACAUCCGGUGUUCGGGUCACCUAUGAUAGCGGCCGGCUUCCUGCGGCAGGAAGUGAACUCUGACCUUUCGGCCGGUUGGGCGGCUUCACCGUUACACUUUAUGGUUCUUUUGACGUUUGACGCUUUGAACCGACACGAAGCACUGAAACCAAACUAACGUUAGUUUUUAUUGUCUGAGUUUUGUACCAGUGAUUUGGAGGCGGGCGGUCGGCGCCCCCUGCGGGUCGGCGCCCCCUGCGGGUCGGCGCCCCCUGCGGGUCGGCGCCCCCUGCGGGUCGGCGCCCCCUGCGGGUCGGCGCCCCCUGCGGGUCGGCGCCCCCUGCGGGUCUCCCACAUGUUGUGUAAAUGUAUAAAGAUUAUUUAUUAGAGGAGCAGAGAUGAUGUGACGUUGAAGCGACACUGUUUGUCCUGUUGAUCUGAUGUCACUGCUGCUAUUUGACGCUCAGGAGCUGCACUGGCUGUAGACUUUGUACUUUUUGUUUUGAGAAUAAACCUCUGAAACAUAAAUCAGGAUGUUUGCUGAUGAGAAAGGAAAAGUUAUGUCCAGUAAAAUCUGUUUGCAUGCAGAGGAAUAUUUCACUACGCAGACGACUCACUGCUGUUCCUUAAAUGAACAAAAUUUAAUCUGCUACAUUUUUUGCAACACAAACCUCUAAAGUUAUUACCCAUAAAGAUGAAGCUGCUCGAAUUCAAGUGUUUUUUUAUUCUCUGGUUUUUAGCUGCAUGUAAACAACAGACGCCUCUCAUCCUGACGGAUCAAAUGUUUAUUUUGUGAAUAUAUUUAUUUAUCCAGUAUAGGUUUUAAACCUUAUUUUGUAAUAAUCUGCUGCCUGACUUUCAUUUUCUGCACUUUGACCUUUUCAUCAGGUUUGAUUCUUACAGGAAAGUUUUAUUCAGAAAAAAAUAGAUUUGAACUUGAAAUAAUUUCCUUACUUUCACUAAUUAUCUGGAGUUAUGAAUAUGAGGACAGGUUAUGUUUGUGUGACGAUGUUUGUAACAUCGUCAGUGUUUUUCGUGUUUUCAUGAUUAUUCCUCCUCAGUUUAACGUCGUUCAGUUUCAGGUACGACGCUGCGCCUUCCCUUUUGUUAUAUUCUGUUUUUGAUACUUUUUUACAUUAAAACAUGGAUUAUUAAA
Molecule: messenger RNA, 1853 nt
Organism: Poeciliopsis prolifica (blackstripe livebearer)
Lineage: Eukaryota; Metazoa; Chordata; Actinopteri; Cyprinodontiformes; Poeciliidae
Gene: atf3
Product: activating transcription factor 3
Exons: 4
Coding region: 94-744 (216 amino acids)
Biological process (GO): regulation of transcription by RNA polymerase II
Cellular component (GO): nucleus
Molecular function (GO): DNA-binding transcription factor activity, RNA polymerase II-specific; RNA polymerase II cis-regulatory region sequence-specific DNA binding
Source: RefSeq, a predicted model, not a curated record